UAAAUUAAGCUUAAAAUAUUUAUUAUAUUAAUAUAUCAUAUAUUUAUCAUGACUCUUAGUUAAUGAUUUAUAAAUUCAACAUUUUUCAUAAAUUCAAAAUGAAACAUUACUGACUACAGAUUUCUCAGGAAUUACUUUUUAUCUAAAAUAAUUUUUAAGCUUCUCAAUCAUGAAUAGUAAUUUUGACUAUGAUUGGGAUAAUGUAAACAGGAGGACAGUUCUUGAAGGAGUAUCUGCCUUGGAAAGGACUUCAGAUAGUCUCGCUAGGUCUCAUCAAAUAGCUAUAGAAACUGAAGAAGUUGGAACGACAAUAAUAACUGAGCUAGGAGAGCAAAGAGAAUCUCUUCUGCGCAGUAAAAAUAGACUUGUUCGUACAGAUGAAGAACUUUCAAAAACACAAAGGGCAUUAAAUUCAAUUAAGAAGAAUGUUUUAACGAAUAAACUUAUAUUGGUUUUGCUUAUUGUCUUGGAAACUGCUAUACUUUCUGGUCUUGUUUAUUUAAGGUUUCUUAGAUAACCAAUUAAUUUUAAUAUCUAAUUUGUAAGCAUAAUAUCAAUCACAAAUUUGCAAUUUUAUAUAAUGUGUUUGCGUUAUUUUUAUACUAAUAUACUAAUAAUAUAAUAAUAUAA
This is a messenger RNA of Ctenocephalides felis (cat flea), 630 nucleotides long. Its product is annotated as vesicle transport through interaction with t-SNAREs homolog 1B-like. Gene Ontology annotation, cellular component: SNARE complex; Golgi apparatus; late endosome membrane. Gene Ontology annotation, molecular function: SNAP receptor activity; SNARE binding. The coding region runs from base 170 to 517 and encodes 115 amino acids. NCBI's taxonomy places the organism in Eukaryota, Metazoa, Arthropoda, Insecta, Siphonaptera, Pulicidae. The transcript has 2 exons. Gene Ontology annotation, biological process: intra-Golgi vesicle-mediated transport; Golgi to vacuole transport; vesicle fusion with Golgi apparatus. The record is from RefSeq and is a predicted model, not a curated record.